UAUAUUAUCAUAUCAACCCCUAUAUAUACAUCUUCACUCUCACCACACAAACACAACACACUUAACAAAACCAUAGUCACACAACAUGCAAACCUAUCUUUCACAUGUUCUCUUGGUGAGUACUCUCGUACUCUUGAGCGUAUGUGCUCGUAUCGGAGAGUCCCGUCCUCCGUUCGCGUGCGACCCGCGCGAUCGGAUGACCGGGAACUUGCCCUUCUGCCGGGUGUCCCUCCGGAUGGAGGAUCGGGUGAGGGACUUGAUCGGACGGCUGACAUUGCAGGAGAAGGUGAGGCUGCUGGUGAACAAUGCCGCGGCGGUGCCUAGGCUGGGGAUGAAAGGGUACGAAUGGUGGUCGGAGGCUCUUCACGGGGUGUCCAAUGUGGGACCAGGCACCAGGUUUGGCGGGGCCUUCCCUGGGGCCACCAGCUUCCCUCAAGUCAUCACCACCGCCGCUUCCUUCAAUGCCUCUUUGUGGGAACAAAUCGGACGGGUGGUGUCUGAUGAAGCAAGAGCAAUGUACAACGGGGGAAUGGCUGGUCUAACGUAUUGGAGCCCAAAUGUGAACGUAUUCAGAGAUCCAAGAUGGGGCAGAGGUCAAGAAACCCCCGGUGAAGACCCCGUCUUGGCCGGCAAGUACGCUGCCAGCUAUGUCCGGGGGCUUCAAGGUAACGUCGUGAAUCGAUUGAAGGUCGCCGCUUGUUGCAAACACUACACAGCCUAUGACCUUGAUAACUGGAAUGGCGUCGAUCGCUUCCAUUUCAAUGCCAGGGUUAGCAAGCAAGACUUGGAGGAUACAUAUGAUGUACCAUUCAAGGCAUGUGUAGUGGAUGGGAAUGUUGCUAGUGUAAUGUGCUCAUAUAAUCAGGUUAAUGGCAAGCCCACUUGUGCCGACUCUAACCUUCUCCGCAACACCAUCCGCGGUGAAUGGCGCCUUAACGGGUAUAUUGUCUCGGAUUGCGACUCGGUUGGGGUCUUAUUUGACAGCCAGCACUACACGGCCACUCCAGAAGAUGCAGCUGCAGCCACCAUCAAAGCAGGUUUGGAUUUGGACUGUGGGCCUUUCCUUGCAGUUCACACUGAGGCCGCCAUACAGAAAGGGAAGUUGAGCCAGGCCGACGUUAAUGGGGCCUUGACUAACACUAUUAUGGUCCAAAUGCGUCUGGGCAUGUUUGACGGGGAGCCCUCUAGGCAGCCAUUCGGAAACUUGGGCCCAAGGGACAUCUGCACACCGGCCCACCAACAGUUGGCCCUCGAGGCAGCCCGUCAAGGCAUUGUCUUGCUUCAAAAUAAUGGAAGGUCACUCCCACUUUCUACCACUCGCCACCACACUGUGGCAGUCAUUGGGCCCAAUUCUGAUGUUACCGUCACCAUGAUAGGAAAUUAUGCUGGUGUUGCAUGUGGUUACACCACUCCUUUAGUAGGGAUAGCAAGAUAUGUUAGGACAAUUCAUCAGCCUGGGUGCACUAAUGUGGCUUGCAAUGGGAACCAGCUAUUUGGGGUUGCCGAGGCGGCAGCCCGGCAGGCGGACGCAACCGUCUUAGUGAUGGGCCUGGACCAAUCGAUUGAAGCCGAAGGUAGAGACCGCGCUGGGCUUCUCCUACCAGGCCACCAACAAGAGCUCAUUUCUAGGGUGGCCAGGGCCUCUAGAGGCCCAACUGUGUUGGUCUUGAUGUCCGGUGGGCCAAUUGAUGUUUCAUUUGCUAAGAAUGAUCCACACAUUUCGGCCAUAGUGUGGGCUGGCUACCCGGGCCAAGCUGGAGGAACUGCCAUUGCAGAUGUUCUAUUUGGUACCACCAAUCCAGGAGGAAAGUUACCAAUGACAUGGUAUCCCCAAAACUAUGUAGCCAAGGUGCCAAUGACAAUAAUGGACAUGCGAGCUAACCCAUCUAAAGGGUACCCCGGCCGAACCUACCGGUUCUACAAGGGCUCGGUGGUGUUCCCGUUCGGGUACGGGAUGAGUUACACCACAUUCACGCACACCCUAGCCAAUGCUCCAACCCUAAUUUCGGUACCCCUCGCACGUAGUCAUGGGAUCGAAAAUUCGACAAUGUUGAGAAAUGCCAUACGAGUUACACACACGAAUUGUGACACACUUUCACUACGUGUACACAUUGACGUGAAGAACACUGGCGCCAUUGACGGAACUCACACACUUCUAGUUUUCUCGGCCCCUCCCGCUGGAAAAUGGGCUCCUAACAAGCAAUUAGUAGGGUUUGAGAAAGUUCAUGUGGUGGGUGGAGGUCAGCAAAGGGUUAGGGUUGAUAUUGAAGUAUGCAAGCACUUAAGUGUUGUGGACCAAUUCGGAAUUAGAAGAAUUCCAAUGGGUGAACAUAGUCUUCACAUUGGUGAUCUCAAGCAUUCUCUCUCUCUCCAAGCUGCUUUGGGAAAGAUCAAGUCCUAGUAAAAAUUUACUGGAUUGACCAUUAUACAAAGUGCCAUAAAUGACAACAGCAAGUGUAAAAAGGGACAUGGUUAUUAGUCAUUACCAAUAAAACAAAGGACUAGUUAGUCUUAAAGUGUAUUAUUUUACAUUUGAUAGGAUUUGUUACACACGAGGAUUGCAUAAGUGUAAUGUUGUAGGUUGGUGUGCUUUAUCUCUCACUCCCGAAGGGAGUGAAAAUGUGACAAUACCCUCUCUUACCUUUUGUUUAAGAAAUAAAAAAUUAAAAAGGUGUGUUUUAUAUAUAA
Cornus florida is the source of this 2688-nucleotide messenger RNA. RefSeq names its product putative beta-D-xylosidase. Gene Ontology annotation, cellular component: plant-type cell wall. The transcript has 7 exons. Bases 86 to 2401 code for a protein of 771 amino acids. The record is from RefSeq and is a predicted model, not a curated record. Gene Ontology annotation, molecular function: xylan 1,4-beta-xylosidase activity; alpha-L-arabinofuranosidase activity. NCBI's taxonomy places the organism in Eukaryota, Viridiplantae, Streptophyta, Magnoliopsida, Cornales, Cornaceae. Gene Ontology annotation, biological process: arabinan catabolic process; xylan catabolic process.